CGUAACCCAGUUUCAGGAAAUCGAAAGACAGGACGCGCACACACACACAGUCCAUCUACGUUGUGCAGUGUGAGAGAUCAGGGACAUUUGAACUUAUCCUUUACUUCAGUAAAGUCUUCACAUAUCUGUCUGAGAAUGGAGGACAAGCAAAACCAUGAACAAAGUCUUCCGUCCACGGAAAAUCCAGCAGGGGGCGACAAAGACAAUAAAACUCCUCAAGCUGGCCAAACUCAGGGAAAAGCUGUCAAGAAGAAAAAACGUGUGAGACAUAAGCAGAGGGCAGAACGGGCAUCAUCUGAUAAAAUUGAUACACAACAUAACACUUCUCAUCAGCCAUCUAGCAAAGAAACACAGUGCUUACAACCCCAGUACGUGUCGACUCAAACCUGUGAGCGGUCGACCCAGACGGAGACUCCUGAAACCAUGUCCCAGAACCAGGCUACUCAAACUCUUUCAGUCGAAUGCAUUCACACACAGUCUACUGAAUCAAAAUCAACCCAGACGAAACCUGCCAGGCUGUCAUAUAAACAGCUGUAUGAAGGUCAGAUAUCUGUAAAUGAAGGCCAGGACUGUGCUCCUGACCAGAGCAGAAACCCAGAGCAGCUCACUGUGCUCACCUGGAACAUAGACGGCCUGGAUCCUGAAGAUAUCAAAGAAAGGGUCCCAAGCCUAUUGUUUCAUUUAGGAAAGUAUCGUGCAGAUGUUGUCUUACUGCAAGAGCUUGUCUCACCUUACUUGACAAUUUUAAAAGAGAUUAUGACAGAUUAUGAGUUUUUGCCAGGCAGUGAAGAUGGCUAUUUUACUGGAAUACUGCUUAGAAAGUGCAGAAUUGAAUUAGUUCAGAGCAACAUUGUGAAAUAUCCAACUACAGAAAUGGGGAGGAAUCUGUUAAUGGCUGAGGUAAACUUCUCAGGCCAUCAGCUUUGUUUCAUGACCUCUCACUUGGAGAGCUUAAAGGCCAGCUCACAGGAACGCCUGAACCAGCUGCGCAGGGUCUGGAAGAGGAUGAGGGAGGCACCAGACAGCCAGACGGUCAUAUUUGGAGGAGACACCAACCUGAGAGACUGGGAGAUGAAGAAGUUAGGAGGUCUCCCUGAUGGCAUUACAGAUGUAUGGGAGAUGCUCGGAGAGCCAGAGGACUGCAAGUACACCUGGGACACUGUCAAUAAUAAUAACAAAGACCUCCCAUUCUCUGCAAGACUGCGUUUCGACCGUGUUUACAUGCGAGCAGCGAGAGAAGGCGCUCAGCUACAGCCAGACACUAUGACACUGGUGGGCCUGAAGAGACUGACAUGUGGUCGUUUCACCAGUGAUCACUGGGGCAUUCUUUGCACAUUCUCUUUUGAGUCUUCUGCAGAGUAGUACCUAGUUAUAUUCUGUCCUUUUUACCUAUCUGGUACUCAUACUCUCGAGUUCCGAAUAACCGUGCAUGCACGGCUAUUUAUUUUUGCGAAAAAUUCCCGCCUGCACGGUCUUAUUCGGGCCUACACGCUUAUUCUAUUUGUCAAUACAAGCACGUGUGACGAAUGAGCGAAAAUAACGCCUGAACACAGACGACUCACUACGCACAUGCACAGACACAACGAAGCACCGCCGAUGCACCAACAACACUGCCAGUGGUAAACAAUGGUAUCUAUGAUCGAUUUCAAUCCACCGAAAAUUGACAUGAAUUUCACCCAUCUAGUUCCAUAAGGUAGCAUAUUCUUGAGAUAUAAUAGCAUAGAAGUGAAUUACAAUGCAAUUUUUACAAGUAAUUAAAUACUUAUGCCAGCGGUUCAAUAUUGCUGGCCCUUUUCGGGUCCUGAAGAUUCCAUAGACCAUAAUCACGGAAAUGGCCGGGAAGCGACAGUCAUUGAAAGAGAGAUAUUCUUAAAUGAAUUGUAAUUUGUAAAAGGAGUGGUAAAAUCUUAUGAAAUAAUAAGUGCAAUAAUGCACAGAUAUUUGAAUUAUACAUGAUUAAUAGAACCAUGCUGGAGUGCAGUGACAACAAUUAAUCAACUAUACAUGUAAACUUUCUAGUUUUAAGUAUUUUAUGCUAGCAACAUUCUCAAACGGCAUGAUGUGUGCCGACUAAAAACAGUGUGUAUGUCCAUUGGCUAUGUACAUAUAUUUUGUAGUGCAUAUCUGCACACAGAAUAGUCCCAAUCAGUGAUGUACGGGGGAUCCGGAGACAAUUUUUUGACAUGGUCAUGUCAAAAAAUUUUCUCCAAAUCCCCCAUACAUCACUGAUUGGGACUAAACACAGAAGUGAAGUAAUAAAGCAUUAAGAUAUAGCCUUUUUCCUUAAGUCAUAUUGUAUUAAUUGGAAUUAAGAGGCGUUUGUAUCUAUUGGCUGAUCAUCCCUUCAUAUUCUAAUUGUGAUAUUGUUGAAGAAUCGGAUGAAGACUUAACGGUUCAUGCUCUUUCACCUGCUGGAUUCAAAUGGUGCAAUAAAGUCUUCCUCUGCCUCUGUAAUAGAAUUUUGACAUUUUUAAAUUAGAAUUUUGAUGUUUUAAGACCUUAAAUAAAGGUAAAUUAAAGCAAUUUGCAUACUUGAGUUUCUCAAGCAAAAGUACUCUACUAGUAUCCAGAUAUUCUUUUUGUUUUAGAUAAAAAGAACACGAACAAGAAAUUUUGACAGCCAUGAUAUGAUUUGUCUGUUUACUGAAUUGAUAUUUGGUCUCCAAGAUCUGUUCAGCAUAAUUUUCUAGACUACAAGUGUGCUUAUCGCUUAUUAUAUUUGUCCUAAUGUGCCAUCCUAUACUCUUAUUCCCAACUGCACUAUUAUUCGAAACUCGAGAAUUUUCCGGCCUGCAUGCUUAUUUCCACCCUACACUCUUAUUAAUUUUUGCCCAUUUUGCCGCCUUACACUCUUAUUCCCAACUGCGCUAUUAUUCGGAACUCGAGAGUACUCAGGCAACAGAAUAUCUUAAAUCCAGUUUAUUAACUCCACACGUGUUCACAUUACAUUCUCAUAAGACACUUCUCUCUAAGUGCAGCAGCAACAUAUGUCUAUGUGGGAACAUAUACAGAAAACAUUCUUUCCAUCCUUUCUCUCUUUUUUUCAGAACAAUCAUAACAACUCAAUGCUGUCUUUGUAUUUCAUUGCUAUUA
Neoarius graeffei (lesser salmon catfish) is the source of this 3093-nucleotide messenger RNA. It is a transcript of the gene tdp2a, whose product is annotated as tyrosyl-DNA phosphodiesterase 2. Gene Ontology annotation, molecular function: 5'-tyrosyl-DNA phosphodiesterase activity; single-stranded DNA binding. Gene Ontology annotation, cellular component: cytoplasm; PML body. The record is from RefSeq and is a predicted model, not a curated record. Gene Ontology annotation, biological process: double-strand break repair. The coding region runs from base 136 to 1362 and encodes 408 amino acids. NCBI's taxonomy places the organism in Eukaryota, Metazoa, Chordata, Actinopteri, Siluriformes, Ariidae. The transcript is spliced from 7 exons.